Caenorhabditis briggsae is the source of this 1215-nucleotide messenger RNA. NCBI's taxonomy places the organism in Eukaryota, Metazoa, Nematoda, Chromadorea, Rhabditida, Rhabditidae. The record is from RefSeq and is a predicted model, not a curated record. Bases 1 to 1215 code for a protein of 404 amino acids. The transcript is spliced from 6 exons.
AUGUAUGAAAGUUUGAUUUUCCUAAUAUUUUUAUUCAUUUUCUGUUAUUUCGCAUCCGCUCAAAAUGGAGUUGUGAUUGAGCAAGAAUUUGUUAAAAAAGGCUGUAAUUCUACUUGUAUUUAUCGAGAAGAUCGAAUUUCAUCGAAAACGAUCUCAAAUUUUCCGAAAAAUUGCUCCACUUUGUGCGGAUAUUUCGUUAUCGAUGAUUUGACUGAUUUGUCUGAAAAGCAAUUAAUUUCGCUUUUUGAAAAUGCAAAAAUCCUAAUUGGUGGAUUAACAAUUUUUGACACAAAUUACACAACUGGAAGUUUUCUGUCUGGAUUGGAAGCGAUUGAUUGUAUGUACGAUUCGGGUGUGGAGUGGGUUUCAAACAUGAAAAUGACAGAAUUGGGAUUAACAAAUUUGAAAAACAUCUCAUGCAACGAUUUUACAAUUUCGGACAACUCGAAAAUGACAAAAUUGAAUAUGCCAAAAUUUGAGAAUUAUCAAGGCACUAAUAACCUGGUAAUUAGCCGUUUGGCAUCUGAUUUUUGCAUGUCUGGAGAUGAGAUCAAAGGAUUUUUGACCACAACUACAGUACCCGCAACCGUUGAAAUUUCUGGAAAAUUAUGUGAUUUUGUGAAAAAUGACAAAAGUUGUACAAAAGACGUUUCCGAUGGAUGCACGGAUUUUUAUGGAGGUUUGACGAUUGGACCAAAUUUUUCGGACUUGGAAAAGUUGAAAUCGCUGGAAACAUUCAUUGGGACACUUUUCUUAAAUGCAACCAACUUCAUUGACUUGUCGAUUUUCGAAAAAUUGCACUAUAUUAUUCAAAUUGAUCAGAAAAAGUCUGCACUCAAAGUGGAAGGCAACGAAAUGUUGAACAGUGCACUUUUUCCAAGUUUGAAGCGAAUUUUUUCCACUUCUCCUUUGGAAUCUGUGAUUUUCAAAAAUAACCAUGAAAACCUGAAAAACGACCCAAUGACAUGUUAUAAAAUCAGGAAUUCAGUUAUGCCGUCAAGUCUAUGGGUUCCAGAUUUUGAUGAUAUUUCUUGUGAAGACAUGAAAGUUGUGAAUACGCCAGCACCAGAAACUCCUGGAGUCACACAAGUUUUGGGGAAUCCUACUGUAACACCACCGCCAGGACACUCAGAAACUUGUACAGAUAAUUCUGGAGGAAACAUUUGGAAUUCAAAACCAAUUUUGCUGAUUUCGUUAUUUUCAUGCAUUUUUUGA